GGUCGUGGGAGGAAUCCGCGGAUUGACAGUCUUGGGAUUGAUGUUUCCCCAGGGCGUACCUCCGGGCAGAGGAUUGUUCCGAAGGAAUUUCGGAAGCUUGCCGGCUCCUAGUGUUCCCCAAUGGAAUGUGCGGUUCUGUGCCUCCUGUACUCUAGGAGGACAGGCGGCCGAUGUUAAAGUAGCGAGAGCGCUCGCCACAAAUGCUGCGCAACCCUUCAUCGUGUCUAUAAGGAGAUGGAAAAGAUAAGGAAUGUAGGACUGCUUAGCAAAUGCAAGGGAAUGCUCUCAAACUUGCUCUAUGUACCUCGUCUGCUUCUUCCCUUAGUCCCAUAUAUACCCAUGCCGUGCCUCAACGGCAAGCGUUCCGAAUUGCAUGGCCGCGAACCACGCGAAAGCAUCGCGAGAGCUACGAACUCGCUCACCGGGUAGCCUACAUCUCCCCACCUUCAAGCAAGCCAUUUCCGAAACGAACUGUGGUGCCUUGGCUAAAUGACCCGUUCAGGAUGGUAGAUGUUGUAAGCCUUACACCCUUCCUUCGGUAUGCGAGGCUCGCCGCGAUCGGGGUUUCUGCACCACCACAUCUGAGAGACCCAAUGACGCUGCAAAAGUCUGCGAGCCAGUGGAGAUCUCGUGGCAAACCGGGAAUUAUAGAUUGCGGAGCCAUGUGCGCGUUGUUAGAUUCCAGGAACGGGGCUAGUAGAAGGUUGGGCGGUGGGGAUGACGCAGGGGCCCUGGACUUUGAAUCCGAGCAUUCGGAUGGUACCUGUGAGAGUGUCUUAGUGGGAUCUUAAAAUAGACAUUCGAGUCGAUAGAGA
Trematosphaeria pertusa is the source of this 815-nucleotide messenger RNA. RefSeq lists its product as uncharacterized. NCBI's taxonomy places the organism in Eukaryota, Fungi, Ascomycota, Dothideomycetes, Pleosporales, Trematosphaeriaceae. The transcript is spliced from 2 exons. Bases 270 to 791 code for a protein of 173 amino acids. The record is from RefSeq and is a predicted model, not a curated record.